Molecule: messenger RNA, 6253 nt
Organism: Mytilus californianus (California mussel)
Lineage: Eukaryota; Metazoa; Mollusca; Bivalvia; Mytilida; Mytilidae
Exons: 23
Coding region: 204-4625 (1473 amino acids)
Biological process (GO): protein phosphorylation
Molecular function (GO): protein binding; protein kinase activity; ATP binding
Source: RefSeq, a predicted model, not a curated record
UUGAAUCAAAUCCAAGACCGGAUACUACCGUAAAGACGUAUGCUACAAAAGAAACACAAACACAAAUUGAUGCCAUUCGUGCCGAAGAGUUGUUUGAAGAAACAAGUUCAGCAAAAAUCACAGUGUCAGGAAUAGAAAAUGCGGCUAAAAAAGCGAAACAGCUGAAUGAUCAAAAAGAUAAUUUUAAAACGGACUAUAUAGAGAUGAAAAAGGCCACAGAUGGGAGUCUGGUAUUGUUUUUGAUGAUUAAUAACAGACUAUUUAAAGAUGAUAAUAUCAUGGAAAUUGAACUGGAACGUUUUGUCAAGAAUUUGUUUGUAACUGCAGAUUUACAAUGUAUCCAAAAUCAUCAAUGUAACAUUGUUUUAGAACUAGAGGAUGCCGAUAACGAUACAGAAGAAUCGGAGAACGAAGACGAUAUUGUAUUACAUGUUGAAAUAAAAAAUGGAGCUUUCAAAACUGACGAGUCUCUAUCACAAAAUUUAGACCAAUUCAUUUCUAACGUCGUAACAAAAGCGAAUGGCAAACCUGCUUCAUGCCAUAACGAAGUGACAGCGGUGUUAGAUAUUUCAAACAAAGAAAGGAAUUCUGAAGAUUCAACUCAAUGUGAAGAAAAAUUAAAAGACGAAGCGAAAGCAUCCGAAAACAACAUACCAGAUCACAUGAAAGAAAUCUCACAGUUUCUAAUCAAAAAUGAAUUGCAACAUUUAAAGGAGAAAUUCGAAAGUGAAGAAAUAACUAUCCCAGCAUUACUCCAGAUGGAUGACGUUGACUUAAAGGAAAUUGGAAUAAAAAAGGGACCAAGAGUUUUACUUUUAGCUAAAGCAAAAGAACUUCAAGAAAAAUCAGCUGUUGAUACGGAGUACCAAUUUGAAGCUAAAAUAGAUGAUGUUGACAAGUUUCUUAAAUCGCUCAACCUUCAAUACUUAGAAGACUGUUUCAAACGCCAAGAUGUGACAAUUAAUGCACUGCGUGAGAUGGAUGCAGAUGAUUUGGUUUACAUAGGUGUCGACGAUAUAUUGACUAGAAGUAAAAUUCUGGAUGCUACAAAAGUUCUUAAACCAUCCCAAGAAAUGGAAGAAAAUGAUACCAGCGACUUAUCAAAAUUUCUGCACGGAAUUGGACUUCAGAAAUUAACAACAAAGUUUGAAGACGAAGAGAUUUCGAUUGAAGCAUUGAUAAGAAUGACAGAUGAAGACCUCAAAGAAAUUGAUAUUAAAAAGAAAGGUCCAAGAGUGCUGCUUUUGAAGUCUGCAAACAAAGUGAAGAUGCUGCGACAAAAGACUAAUAUUAAAAUUGGACAACAGCUGAAGAAAGGGGAAUAUGAAAACCAGCAAACGAUUGAAAAAGAAGUUGAAAAGAACAUGGACGAAGUUCGUACUUUACUCAAAGAAAUUAAACUAGAGGAACUUUAUAGUUUAUUUGAAAAAGAAGAGAUAACACUGCAAGAAUUAUUUGAAAUGGGGCAUGAAGAACUCAACAGUAUUGGAAUAAAACAGUUCGGCCGUAGACAGAGAAUAAUGACUGCUGUUAGGAAAAGGGAAGAUUCACUAUUUGACGAUCAAAGUGUAGAAGAAUAUGCAUCAAUAGAUGAUAUUCAGCAUCUCAGACAUGAUGAAACGUCAUCUAGGGAUCUGCCACCAGUACCUCCGCGUCAAUUUAUCCAGGAACUAGAUAACCAUCAAGGCAGUGAAAAGAUAAAAGAACGCUCAAAAUAUCAGACAUUGCCGCAUCCUGGUUUUGGAUAUGAACGGAUUCGAUCACUAAGUUAUCAAGAUCUUGCAACAGACACUCAGAUGGCUCAGUCGGCUCUCUCAAAAACUAACUUUCCGAGAGAUUCUCGCAUGGCUCAGUCAGCUUUGAACUUGUCAAAAACUAUGCCUGCUAAACCCAUGAGGAAAUACCGACGCAGAACAGCGAAGGAUUCUGUGGACAUACUACUAAGUAAGAUUGCAGAUUUCAAGCACAAGGCAAAGCAUUCUCUGUUGCAGUCAUAUAUUGAUAUACAAAGUCUGAUCAAAAACAAGCGUUUAUCUGCUGACGUAAAAGACGAACUAAGUGCAGAAUUUGGAGAUAUAGAAAAGGUUAUUUCAGAAUCUCUAAAGGACCUUGAUGAUGAUUUUUGUCCAAUAGUUAUAACAGGUGAAACAAGCGCAGGGAAAAGUAGUUUUGUGAAUUUGUUACUAGGCGUGGAAUUGCUACCUAAACACUCAUUGGCUUGCACUUCCACAAUUUGCAGAAUUUAUAAUAAAGAAGAAAAAUCGAUCGUUUUGAUUAGUGGAAAAGACUACAUAAAAGAAUUAGUGCUACAGGGAGAUACUGAUACUGCUGACGUCCAGGAUCUUUUACGAAAACACGGUAGUAAGCCUGUUUCAUCACCAACAGAAAAAGUAACAAUACCAGACGAGGGGAUUGAUGAGUUAAAGUACAUAGAUAUCAAUUGGCCAAUUCCUGCUUUACAGGAACACAUGUUGAUUGUUGAUACUCCUGGUAUUGGGCCUGAUUGUCCAGAACUGACAGAAAGAUUGUACCAAUAUCUACCAAAGGCUUUGGCGUUCAUCUAUGUUAUAAAUACUCCAAAUGCUGGCGGGAUACAGAGUGAUAGAAUUCUUCAAAUACGGGAUGUGUUGAUGAAACAAAAUCAAGAGGAGCAUAUAUCGGUAUUUGAUCCAGAAAGAGCAAUAUUCAUAUGCAAUAAAUGGGAUCAAAUCCAUGAAGAACCAGACAAGGUUUUUCAGAUGGUUCAAGAUACUUUGGAUAAGUUUUGGAUUGGCUUUGAUCCAGACAUGCUGUACAGACUAAGUGCACGCGAGGAGAUGCAGAACUCUCUCGAUGGUAAACCGGUUUCACAGGACUUUACAGAUAUCCUAAAAGGUAUUGAAAGAAUGAUUCCCGCAACAACCAGAGAGAAGUACCACAGACAUUUGCACUGGCAGAGAAAAUUUAUAGAAAGGUUAUUGAUUAAACUGUCUACAAGAAUACGAAAUUCACAUAAAUCAAAACAAGACAAAAAGGAAAUGAGAGAAAACAUAAGAAAAAGGAUUCAGUCUGUAAAGGAAAAUCUGUCAUUGAAAAAACUAGCUGUGCAGAGUAAAGCAAAAACGCAUUGUAAGGAAAUAGCAAAAAACGUCUUUGACCAUUUUCAAAGCAAGGAUACAUUCGAUAGGAUGUUUAAAUGGACCGAAGAUGAUCUUCCUAGUCAUGGCAGUAUUCAAGAAAUAAAAAGAGUCAUUGACAAAUUAGCUUUCGACUAUAUAACUCAGGAGUUACGCAAAAAAAUUCAAGAAACAGAAGUUUCAAAACUUCAGGAAAUAAUUGAACAAUUGUUUAAGAGUGAAUGCUUUUUAAUAGAUAGAGAAUGUGAAACAAUUGACGAAAUUCUCCUAGGAGAAGAAGAAACUUGCAUAUCAAGAAAAAUAAAUGCAGCGGACAGGAGAACAUCUUUUGAGUUGUCAGAUAUUGGUCUAAAAGGCACAAAAGGAAAGAUUUUGUUGGCAGUAAGUUCGCCUUUUAUAUUAGCCUUCGGACUUAUAUUGCUGCCAGUCGGUGUCACAUAUGCUAUUUCAGAUAAACUAAACAAUGAAAUGAAACUUUCUGAAUACAAUUCAAAUAGAAUCGCUUUUGCAAACAAAAGAGCUGCAAAAUUUUUAACCAAAUUGUCUGUUCAAAAUCUUACCACGAGAAUUGAAGAUUCGUUGUUAAAAAAGAUAAAUUGUCGCAUUCAGGAGUUUUUUGACAAAGAAAUUCCAAGACGAAUUAUCGCAGGUGACAAACUCAUGGAAAAUAUUUCCAAAGAUUUAAGACAACCAAGAGAAAUACGAAAACACAGUUAUAGCAUGCAAAAAUAUGUUAUGCCUGUAUAUGGAAGAAUUAUAUUUGCUUCAAUGGAUGUCUUUGAUGAAAACAUGAUUGAAGCCGAUCCCAUAGAUGGUACCAAUGUUUUUGCCACUAUACAGUUAAACAAUGAAAAAAUUACAGUGGCCGUUAAACCAAUGCGAUACAAGGAAAACAACAACGACAAAUACACAGCUACGGCGGAAGUGUAUAGUAUGAGAGAUCUUUAUCACCAGAAUGUUGUCAAGUUCUAUGGUAUUUGUCCAUUCAAUGACCACGGAAUGGAAGGUUUUAAUUUUUUCACAGAAUAUUGUGGGGAUAAUUUAGAUAACAAGGUUUUUGAUGAGCAUAUACGUUGGCGAAAAAGCCUUCGUUACAUAAAAGAUGGCCUUGAAGGACUGAUAUAUCUCCAUCAAUCUGGAAUCGUUCAUAGAAACAUUCGACUUGCUACAAUAUUAAUAAAAGAUGGGGAAGCAAAACUUUCUGAUGGUGGCAUUACAAUGAAAAGGGUUUUGAAAGGCAAUAUCAAGGGUGGUGUGCCAAUUGUUAGAGCUCCAGAAGUCUUACUGGUCGAUUACUGCGGUCAUGAGUCGGACAUGUUCCAAGUAGGUAUAGUUCUAUGGGAAGCUUUUUAUAGCAAGCGAGCUUUUUUCGAUGAAAGUGAAAAGACAACAUAUGAAGAACUGACCAAGCGCAUUGUUAACGGCGAAACACCUUCACUGGAGGACCCUUACCCACAAAUAACUAUCCGUCACAAAAUUGAAGACUGUUGGGAAAAAAGUCUAGAUUAAAGGCCUUCUGCUAAAGAUGUAAGAGAUGUUAUCACUGCAUUCCUAGAAACAAAUCCAGUAACAAAUUGAUCAAAAUCGAUUUCAUGGUGUGGUAUUAUAUUUCCGCUUAGAAAGACAAGGCAAUCAGUCGUUCCAUGACGUUUUCGGCGCCUCUUCCAAAGAACAUAAAUCAGAGCAUCUUGAAAGUUUGCAGCAAGCUUUAUUUGAUAAUAUUAUACCGUUAUUGGCAUUUUUUCAUCAAGUUUCUACUAAUCGUAUACUAAAUUACACAUACUAAGUUUUGACACGUAGUAUGCUUUGUUCAUUUAUGAUAGUUAUGUACCAAUUCAGAAAUAUGACAGUUGUUUUCCAUUCGUUAUAUGUGUCUGAGCUUUUGAUUUUGCCAUUUUGUAAAGGACUUUCCGUUUUUAUUUCCCUUGGUUUGUUUUUGAUAUUUAAAUUUAUAUGAUUGUAUUCUUUUUAAUAUAAUUGCUUAAUUAUUACAAUCGUUAUUAUUACUUUUAUCAUUAUUAUCAUCUGUUUUCGGCAUUAAUUUGACAACGGUUGUAAUUUAUUGAAAGGUUUCCCGUAUGUUAAGCCUACAAGUCAAGAUGUGCAAAAUGUAACAGUUUGUCUGCGCACGAGAAUGUGUUAUGGAGUAUUUAAUUGGAUCAAAAGAAGAAUGCGUUCCUAUCACGAUUUCCUUAAUACAGAGUUGCUGCUCACAAGGGCGUCAUUAAACAAAAAAGUGGUGCCGCAUGUGGAGCUCUGCAUGUGGAGCAGGAUCUGCUUAUCCUUUUUGAGCACCUGAGAUCACCACCGGUUUUUGGUGGGGUGCAUGUUGUUCUGUCUUUAGAUUUCGAUUUUGCGUUUGGUAUACAGUUGUUUGUCUUUUGGUCUUUUUUAUUUUUUAUUUUUGCCAUGACGUGAUCUGUAUAUUUUCGACUUAUGUGUUUAAGUGUCCUUUUGUUAUCUUUCGACUCUGUUUAAAAGUUUAAGUCAAACAAAAAGGGUGUUUUCCCGUUCUGAUAACACUCAUUUGUAAAUAUUGACAUGAUGAUGUGUAAUGUUGUUCAUGGGGGAAAACGGCCAAAUACUUCAUGGCAUUUGCAUAAUUGAAAAAUAUUUUAAAUCGUGUUUCAUUAUUUAGAAUAAAUUUUCCUUUGCGUUGCCUUUUAGCAACUUGUUUCUGAUAAAGCAAUGACCUCAUUUUUAUAAUUUUAUAACUUAAAAACCUAGAUCUACAGCUACUUUGUGUCGGUUUUUUUUUUUGUAUUGUCUCCCUUGCUUCUUCGUUUAAUUUAUUAACAUAUAUAUGAUCAAAGGGAAUAUCUCAAAUUUAAUUUUAAAAUCGUGAAACAGUUCCCAGUUCUUUGCAAAAUGAAGUUAGCUUAUGUUUUUAUAUUUAGCUUCGUUAUAUCACAGAUGUUUAAACAUGCUAAAGCUAGUAAUAGAUAUGUUCAUCUACCGUGUAUAUUGUUAUAGUUUAUUUUUCAAAUUCAGCAAUAAAUAUAUGACCAACGAGGGAUAUAUUGGGUGAAAAUCAAUGAGAUACUAACAGUUGUUAUUUCAUUACAUCUAUCUAUUGGUGUAUCCACAGUUUUCAAUUUGCAUCUGGUUAAUUAAAAAAGCAUUGUGAAUAUAGAUGA